Messenger RNA from Colletotrichum karsti, 1461 nucleotides. RefSeq names its product major facilitator superfamily transporter. Lineage: Eukaryota; Fungi; Ascomycota; Sordariomycetes; Glomerellales; Glomerellaceae. Gene Ontology annotation, cellular component: membrane. Gene Ontology annotation, biological process: transmembrane transport. The transcript is spliced from 4 exons. The record is from RefSeq and is a predicted model, not a curated record. Gene Ontology annotation, molecular function: transmembrane transporter activity. The coding region runs from base 1 to 1461 and encodes 486 amino acids.
AUGACGGCCAUCGACGCCAAGGGCUUUGGCCCCCGCGACAUCGAGUCGCCUGCGAUGAAAGAGGACAUUGCACCAUCCUCUCCGAUCCCGUCCUCACCCGAAGAGCAAAAGGCCCUGAUAUGGAAACAAGACAAACGCAUCAUCCCCAUUUGCGCGGGCAUCUACUUCCUCUGUUUCCUCGAUCGCUCCAACAUCGGAAAUGCGAAAAUCCUUAACUCCUCGACGGGCCACGACAUGCAGACUGAGACCGGGAUGUCGAACUACUCGUUCACGCUCGCUUUGAUGAUCUUCUUGAUCGCCUACGCCGUCUUCGAAGUCCCAUCCAACAUCCUCCUCAAGAAACUGCGCCCGUCGCGAUGGCUCGCGUUUCUCAUGUUCUCCUGGGGUGCCGUCACGAUUGGUCUGGGAGGGGCGAACAACGGUGCGACCGUCACGGGAGUGCGAUUUCUCCUCGGUGUCUUCGAGGCGGGCCUGUUCCCCGGACUGGUUUACUAUCUCACGUUCUGGUAUCGGCAUAAUGAACGCAGCGUCAGAGUCGCCAUGAUUCUCGCCAGCGCCACACUGGCAGGAGCUUUUGGCGGUGCGAUCGCCUACGGCAUUGGACACAUGAACCAGGUCAACGGCCUGUCCGGCUGGCGCUGGCUGUUCAUUCUCGAAGGCAUUCCCUCCUGCCUGUCAGCGAUUUUCGUUUGGUUCUUCUUGCCAGAUUAUCCCGAAAGCGCAAGCUGGCUGUCGGAGCGGGAGAAGGACCUCGCAAUAGAGAGACUGUUCCACGAGGGCAGCAAAAGCAGCCACAAGACCAUGACGUGGGAGGAUGCGAAGGCGACUCUAACGGAUUGGAGGCUGUAUGGGCAUUACGUGAUCUACUUCGCCCUCUCGGUUCCCUUCUCGUCCUUGUCGCUCUUCACGCCGUCGAUCACCUCGGGAUUGGGGUUCGUGGAUUUGCAGGCGCAGCUGAUGACGGUUCCCCCGUACGCUGCAGCAUAUGUCGUUCAAAUCAUCGUUGCCUUCUCAGCGGACCAUUUCAACGCGCGCGCCGUCCACUCAGCGGCGCUCGCUCUGAUCGGCGCAAUCGGCUUCGUCGUCUCCGCAGUCCUGCCCCCCGAUGCAUACCACGCACGCUACGGGUGCCUCAUCGUCGGCGCCUCCGGUGCAUUUGCGUGCAUUCCGCCUCUGCUGGGUUGGCUGACGUCUAACUUGUUCAGCACGGCGUCGACGGGACUCGCGAUCGCGCUCAACGUCAGCAUUGGUGCGGGACUCGGGCAGAUCCCGGGCGUGUGGGUUUACAAGGCGGAGGAGAAGUCGAUCGGGUAUCCGACGGGCCACUGGUCGAAUGCGGCAUUGCUGUUAGUCGUGGUCGUUGGAUGCGCGGCGUUGAGGGUGUACUAUGGUUUGGCGAACAAGCGGUUGUUGAGAGAGGCGGAAAGAGACGGUACUCAGCCGAGGUUGUUCAAGUAUUGA